Carya illinoinensis is the source of this 929-nucleotide messenger RNA. RefSeq lists its product as uncharacterized. Lineage: Eukaryota; Viridiplantae; Streptophyta; Magnoliopsida; Fagales; Juglandaceae. The transcript is spliced from 4 exons. Gene Ontology annotation, cellular component: cytoplasm. The coding region runs from base 108 to 587 and encodes 159 amino acids. Gene Ontology annotation, molecular function: mRNA binding. The record is from RefSeq and is a predicted model, not a curated record.
AAUAUAAAUACCCAUCCAUCUCACACAUUCCUUGAUCACCAAUCCCUGCAACCCCUUCUUCACCUUCUGAUCAUUUUUGAGUCUUUACGUUUUCUUCAGAAAACAAUAUGAGCCGGCCAGGAGAUUGGAACUGCAGGGCAUGCCAGCACCUCAACUUCCAGAGGCGCGACUCGUGCCAACGCUGCGGGGAUCCUAGGUCCGGUGCUGACUUUGGGGGCUUUGGUGGGAGAUCGGGUACUGGGUCUUCCUUUGUGGGGUUCAGCACAGGGUCGGAUGUCCGGCCAGGUGACUGGUACUGCACCGCCGGCAACUGUGGGGCCCACAACUUCGCUAACCGGUCGAGCUGCUUCAAGUGUGGUGUAUUUAAGGAUCAUGAUCAGCAAUAUCAUGACUCAGCUGGGGCCAGUACCUUCGACGUCUCAUGCGACAUUAAUUCACACUACUCUAGAUCAGGUUUUGGUAUCUCCGGCGGCAGACGUGGAUGGAAAUCUGGUGAUUGGAUUUGCAGCAGGUCAGGAUGCAAUGAACACAACUUUGCUAGCAGAAUGGAAUGCUUCAGGUGCAAUGCCCCCAGGGACACAUACUAGACAUGAUGUUUCCAAUAUUUUUUGGGCAAUGCAGCAAAUUAAAACAAGCUAAGAUCGAUCGAGAUCCUUGUACGUGGUGAUCAUGAACAUGGGCGGACUAGCUAGACCUAUAUAUAUAUAUAUAUAUAUAUAUUCACAAAUUAGCUUUCAUUAAUGGAUUUGAUGAGCUUAUAUAAAAAGUAUUAAAAUGUAGUUCGAGUGCUAAAUUGAGCUAUCUAUCUAGCUAUAUAUCAUGCAUGCGCGCGUGUGAUAAUCUUUUGUAGUACGUAAGUGAGGCUUUAGUUUGUUUAUUAAUGUAUGGAUACAUGGUUCGAUCGUGGUUUUCUUUAUAAUAUUAUUGGA